UUGCAGGGUAAACUUUUUGACUCUACAAUAACUGAUGAAGGAACAUGGACGUUAGAAGACAGGAAGCUGAUACGAAUUGUUCUAAUGAAGACAAAUCGAGAUGCUGGAAAUUGUUGGACGUCUCUGUUAGAAAAUGAAUACGCUGCUGAUCCUUGGGUACAGGACCAGAUGCAAAGGAAACUUACACUGGAGCGAUUCCAAAGAGAGAACCCUGGAUUUGACUUCAGCGGGGCAGAAAUUUCUGGAAAUUACAGUAAAGGAGGACCAGACUUUUCUAGUCUUGAAAAGUAAACUGUUUUUUAUCUGUGUUCCUUGAGAGGAAUUACACAUUACACUUACAGAUUGGAAUAAUGUAACUGGUGAAGACUUCAGUGACCUCUUCAGCAGAUUGUUGUCAAGUAAUUACUUCAGUGAAGAGAAAGAAGAUGUCUUCCAGUAGAAUGAAGACAAAGUGUUACCAGCUGAUUUAUAAGCUGUGAUAACUUUCCAAUACUAAGGGACAAACUAUAGAGAAAGGUGUACACUAAAAAGUAACACCUUUAAGCGGAAUGUUGCUUUUGGUGUUUUGUUUGGGAUUUUGUUUUUCAGAAACACCAUAGUAAACCAGUCAGUUAUAAAUCUACCACUUGUCUUUAUGCAAGAAUAUCUUAUUCACCUUUGAAGAAUAAAUCUUAUAAGCAAGAUAUUUAAUGUUUUUUCUUAACUUGCAACAGGAAGGGUAUUAGGAUGGCUACAGUUACACUUUCCCUCUGUAGCAGCCCUCUGAGAACUCAUAAAUGUCUCUCUAAAACAGUGUUUUAAAUAAAGAAACCACUGCACCCUGCCUCAAAUAAGGUUUUACAAUCCACUGUGCUGUCAAAUAUAGCACUAAUGAUUAAUACUUGCUACCAGGUAAGCGAUACUAGAAAACUGAAAGGUCAGGUGAAAGUCUGGAUAUAAAUAAUUUUAUGUGUUAAUGUAACAUAGCCUUUCAGUAUAAAUAUUUAAGAUUUUGAAAGUAAGAGAAUAUAAUGGCUUUUGAAAGGAAUGUGAAGUCCCUAAGUAGGAAAUGGUAUCUUGCAUCUAUUCAUUACCAACAUACAGCACAAGUUGUUGAUAAUCUAUCUAAGAAGCUCUAGAUUUUUGUAGAUAGCUUUAAAUUUAAUAGCCACAUUUUAAACUCAGCUAUUGCAUGAUGUAAUAUUUUGCAUGUGUCAAAUAUUUAUCAGGAAUUUUCUACUCAUUGUUAAGGAUGCAGCUGAGAAGCACUCCAACCACAGCAUUAUACAGGAUGAGUGCUGUGUCAAACAGACUAACAGAGGAAGAAAACGAUUGCCAAAUCCUAUUGUAUUCUGAACUCUGAAACUACCACCUAUACUUCAGUCCUAAGCAGAAGUCUCACUGAAGAAAAAUUGCCGGCAGCUGUCCAUCAUACUGCUGAGCCUUAUUUCUAAAAUUGCAUCAUUUCAGUUGGCACACGGCAAAAAUGAAGCAAUAGUUGAGGAAGAAUGCUUUUGUUGCAAGAUAUCCAAUGCUUUCUUGUAUGAGCAAGCAAGCAUUAAUACUCCUGAAAUAAUCAACUGUGCUCCUUCUACCCAUGUCAUCUUUACAGAAUGUAAAGUAAGUUCAUACACUGUGCUUGGGUUUUAGAGAACUGGCCUUACUAUACGAAGGAAAGUAGUGUGGUAUCAAAUGCUGAUUUAUGGCUAUGAAGUUUUGUAUCUUCACCGUGAUCCUAGCAUAGAAGGUGGAUGGUACAGUUAAGAAACAAAGGAGACUGCUGCAAAAGCAACUGAAGACAGAGGGAAGAUAGAAAACAGUUAAUGUUGCAUCAAAAUGCUGAAGUACUAUCCAGUGAAAUAGUAUUUUUUGUUACAGUAGUUAGUUUGCACAGGACGGUUUUGUAUGUCUUUUGCUUACAGCCAAAGUUUAGAAUAGCAUCUGACAAUUCGGUGCAUGAACUUACAUUUACUAUAUGCACUUUCAAAGCUAAACUUUAUUCCCGUGUUUUCUGCUUUAUGAAGUAGCAUGAGAGUCAUCCUAUAGCCAAAUCCAAGGCUGCUGUCAAGGCAAGAGGACAACUGUGAAGUAUGUAUUCGGGCGUCAUGGCUCUGAAUUGUUUUUAAGAGGAAAGGUUUGAACUACUUGGUUAGCUACUUCUAUCAUCUACUGUAAGUUACAGACCUCCAAUUCUGGAAGAAUCUAGGUGAAAAUAAAAAGAUAUUGAUGCUAUGACUUUCCUU
Molecule: messenger RNA, 2222 nt
Organism: Aptenodytes forsteri (emperor penguin)
Lineage: Eukaryota; Metazoa; Chordata; Aves; Sphenisciformes; Spheniscidae
Gene: NUDCD2
Product: NudC domain containing 2
Exons: 3
Biological process (GO): protein folding
Cellular component (GO): cytoplasm
Source: RefSeq, a predicted model, not a curated record